Danaus plexippus (monarch butterfly) is the source of this 635-nucleotide messenger RNA. RefSeq names its product nuclear hormone receptor family member fax-1-like. Gene Ontology annotation, biological process: cell differentiation; anatomical structure development; positive regulation of transcription by RNA polymerase II. Gene Ontology annotation, molecular function: RNA polymerase II cis-regulatory region sequence-specific DNA binding; zinc ion binding; nuclear receptor activity. Bases 1 to 486 code for a protein of 161 amino acids. The record is from RefSeq and is a predicted model, not a curated record. Lineage: Eukaryota; Metazoa; Arthropoda; Insecta; Lepidoptera; Nymphalidae. The transcript is spliced from 5 exons.
AUGGCACAGCAGGUGGCGUCAGGCGCAGAUGACAGCAGUUCUCUACGUUGGUCGCCACCAACGUCGGCGCUGGUUGCCGCAGCGCUGGCCCCACCAGCAUUACGGCCGUGGCUGCCUGAUCCACCGACAAAGAAGACCAAUCACUUGGGUCUCGUUUGCGUGGUGUGUGGUGACACCAGCUCUGGCAAACAUUACGGGAUACUUGCAUGCAACGGCUGCAGCGGCUUCUUCAAACGCUCUGUCAGACGGAAACUCAUUUACAGAUGCCAGGCUGGAACGGGUCGUUGUGUGGUGGACAAAGCGCACAGAAACCAAUGCCAGGCUUGCCGUCUAAAGAAAUGUCUUGCAAUGGGGAUGAAUAAAGAUGCUGUCCAGAACGAGCGUCAGCCACGGAACACCGCCACCAUCAGGCCGGAGACGUUAAGGGAUAUGGACCAAGAAAGAGCUCUCAGAGAAGCCGCCGUCGCUGUCGGAGUAUUUGGGUAAUUAUAUACUAGAAUAUACAGCGUGGACAGUAGCGAAAUCUCAACCAAAGUUCGCAUCACACCAAAUACGGAGAGUUAACAGUUUACGGAGACUUAACGUGGUGGCCUGGAGGUUAAAAGGCCCGCCUUUCACACGUGAGGGCGCGGGUU